AUGAAUCAUGAGCAUCCAAGUGAAUUCCGCAGUCAAAAGAUUUUGACUUCACACACUGUGGUGCGUACCAUCAUUGCGCUGCUGGAAGUUUUGGAAAGGGUGUGCCUCCUCAUCUCCCCUGAGGCUAUUCGCGCUUUCAAGUCUUUGGUGUUUCAUUUCCAUCUCGGCUUUUCUUUUCAGUUCCUUCCUCUCCGCCCUACUCCGCUUGGGGAACUCCGAGUCCGGUCCUUGUAG
Molecule: messenger RNA, 234 nt
Organism: Penicillium chermesinum
Lineage: Eukaryota; Fungi; Ascomycota; Eurotiomycetes; Eurotiales; Aspergillaceae
Exons: 1
Coding region: 1-234 (77 amino acids)
Source: RefSeq, a predicted model, not a curated record